This is a messenger RNA of Erpetoichthys calabaricus (reedfish), 153 nucleotides long. RefSeq names its product RNA-binding protein 25-like. The annotation marks the transcript as partial. The record is from RefSeq and is a predicted model, not a curated record. Lineage: Eukaryota; Metazoa; Chordata; Cladistia; Polypteriformes; Polypteridae. The transcript is spliced from 3 exons.
GACAGAGAGAGAGAGAAGAGAGAGAGAGACAGAAAGAGAGAGAGACAGGAAAAAAAGAGAGAGAGAGACAGAGAAAGAGAGAGACAGAGAGAGAAGAGAGAGAGAGAGAGACAGAGAAAGAGAAGAGAGAGAAAAAAGAGAGAGGGAGACAGA